ACACUAUCAAACCGAAGUUCAACCCAAUCACCAUUCCACGAAGUUGUGACUUUAGUGCUCUCGACCUAGUGACACUACAUAUGAAAAUUGAUUGAUAAGUGGCCCUACUUCUGGUCUUGCCCUGACUCUUUUUCAGUACCUUUAUAUUUAUGCAAUGCUUGCGAUGUUUUUGCAGCAAACUUUAUCUCAACUUUGAUUAAAGUGCAGUGUAUAAAGAAUAAAUGUAUCCAUUUAUUUCAUAAAUGUAUUUGAUUAUCAGUGGCUUAGGAGUGAGUUAUUUUGGAGAUUAAUUCUUGUUUAAUUGUAGUAGCUACAAUAACAACAAAAAUCAUGGAAAAGUUCACUGACCAUUCUUGAGUUUUUCAUAAAAAUCUUCCACUGCUUUUUUUAUCUUUUUCAUUUUUAUUUUUUUAGUUCUAUAUAUUUUUCUAUCUCUAUGUGAGCCACAUGUCAGAUUUUGUAUACAGUGAUAGUGUAUAGGUUAUUUAUUACCACUUUGCUGUGUUAGUGCCUCUCACAUUUUGUCUAGAGUUGUAAUUGUUGGUAAAAUAAUUUAAUUAAUCAUAUAUCAUCCAUUCAAAAUGGCUCACAUUAUACGUGAAGGGAAAAAAUCCGACUGCAAGGAAAUAAGAAGACUAAUUCAAGAGUUGGCUGAUUUUGAGAAAAUGCCAAAUGGACCAAAAAUAACAGCUGAAAUUUUGGAAAAAGAUUGUUUUGGGACCGAUCCUCCUUUGUGUGGCUGUUAUGUAGCUGAAGAGGCAUCUGAGGACCAGACAAAACCAGAUGCAGUUUUAAUUGGAUACGCCAUUUAUUACUAUUCAUACUCAACUUGGACUGGAAAGUCAUUAUUUUUGGAAGAUCUGUAUGUAUCAGAAAAAUUCAGGGGAGAAGGUCUAGGUACCAAGUUGUUCAAACAAAUUGCCAAGCAUGCCAUUGAAAAUAAGUGUGUUGUCAUGGAGUUUAAUGUGUUGUCCUGGAACCCAGCUCGAUCCCUCUACGAGUCCCUCGGUGCAGUCAAUUUGACACAAACUGGAGGUGUGAACUUAUUCAGGUUGUCAGGUGAAGCGUUGCUAACAUUUGACAUGAAUAAAGCGUUUACUUUUGAAUUUGAUGAUGAAUAAAUAACUGUUAAUUUGUA
This is a messenger RNA of Homalodisca vitripennis (glassy-winged sharpshooter), 1138 nucleotides long. RefSeq names its product thialysine N-epsilon-acetyltransferase. Bases 582 to 1121 code for a protein of 179 amino acids. The record is from RefSeq and is a predicted model, not a curated record. Gene Ontology annotation, molecular function: N-acetyltransferase activity. Lineage: Eukaryota; Metazoa; Arthropoda; Insecta; Hemiptera; Cicadellidae. The transcript has 5 exons.